Molecule: messenger RNA, 381 nt
Organism: Anisakis simplex (herring worm)
Lineage: Eukaryota; Metazoa; Nematoda; Chromadorea; Rhabditida; Anisakidae
Source: the annotation of a GenBank genome assembly
CAUUGUGAACGGGCACCGCUCUGUCUACAAGUUUGUUUACAUGGGAUAAAACCGUCGCAAGGUGACGAUUGGAGUCCUGCGGCACGACACUUUUUCAGUCGACAGUUGAGAGACGAUGUACCGAUAUCACUGAAAGUUGUCGGUAUUCUGAAUAGACGAUCCGAAAACACGAGACUAAUAUAUGAGUCAACUGCGUUUCGUCGAGCAAACGUUAUUUUUGUGAGUCAUAUUCAGGUGUUCGAUGGAACGCAAUCCUCAGAAACACUGGAAGCGCGUCUUGUUGAGCAAGGCUACGCGGUGUGGUCGGAGAACAGUCCACCGACCGCAACAACUGAAACUAAAGUCAUAUUACCAAUCAUGCCAUAUGAUCUGCUUCUCUGA